GGCAUCAUUAAACCGUUAACCGUCGAACAGUCUACAGCCUAGAGUGGUACGGAACGUGUGGAAUAGUGAUCAAUAGCCACCAUCCCGCUCCAUAAAAACGGGAUCAGUUCUCGACCAGUUCUCGAAUCGCGUGCCACACGACCUGGGAAUACGGAUUUCCAUUCCCGUCCAUCGAAAGAUAAACGCAGCAGCAUGAAGUUGAUGCGCACAGCGACAUCGCUGGCUUUGGUCCUGCUCCUGGCCACCAGCUACGUCCGAGCUGAGGACGAGAAGGCCGCCGCUCCCGCCGAGGAGAAGAAGGCUGAGCCGGAGGCCAAGGCUGCCGAGGCAGCGGCCAGCGAGGAUACCACCAAGUCGAAGAGAGGACUGCACCACUACGAGGACUAUCACCAUCAUCACGUGCCCCACUUCCCGGUGCACGAGGAGAAGACACUGACCGUGAUCAAGAAGGUGCCAGUGCCCGUGCCCAUCGAGAAGAUCGUGCAUGUGCCGGUCGAGAAGCACAUCCAUGUGCCCGUUAAGGUCAAGGUGCCCAAGCCCUAUCCAGUGAUCAAGCACAUUCCCUAUGAGGUGAAGGAGAUCGUGAAGGUUCCAUACGAGGUGCCAGCUCCCUAUCCCGUCGAGAAGCAGGUCCAUGUGCCCGUCCAUGUGCACUACGACCGACCAGUGCCCGUUAAGGUUCAUGUGCCCGCUCCUUACCCAGUCGAAAAGAAGGUCCAUGUGCCCGUGAAGGUUCAUGUUCCGGCUCCUUAUCCAGUCGAAAAGAUUGUCCACUACAAUGUUGAGAAGCACGUGCACGUGGACAAGCCAUAUCCCGUGGAGAAGGUUGUCCACUACCCGGUGAAGGUGCCCGUCGACAAGCCAGUGCCCCACUACAUCGACAAACCAGUGCCCCACUAUGUGGACAAACCAGUGCCAGUGCCCGUGAUCAAGAAGGUGCCAGUGCCCGUCCAUGUGCCCUAUGAUCGUCCCGUGCCCGUCCAUGUCGAGAAGCCAGUGCCCUAUGAGGUCAAGGUCCAUGUGCCCGCCCCCUACCCGGUGAUCAAGGAAGUGCCAGUGAAGGUGGAGAAACACGUUCCGUACCCGGUCAAGAUCCCCGUGGAGAAGCCCGUCCAUGUUCACAUCGAGAAGCACGUGCCGGAGUACCAUGAGAAGCAUGUCACCUACAAGGAGCCGGAGUUCCACCACAAGCACAUCGAGGAGGAUCAUCACCACGCGCCCAUCCAUCACCAUUCGCACCCCAUUGUGGAGCAUGAGCACGAGCAUUGAGAAUGAACUGGGAUGGCAAGCUAAACCACUUCCAUUUCCACUUUUUCCCAAAUCCGAAAAGAAAGAUUCCAAAACCCAUAACACCACACAUCACUCCAUACCAUAUCAUACUCGUACUCGUACCACCAUUUCUCCACACACACACUUUGCUAUGCAGAACGUGAUAAGCGACAGAGAUUCAGUGAAAACCAGACGAGUAACCGACGAACAUAGCUUUUAGACCGAACUCUCUUCUAGCCUUAAGCCAUAAACGAUAAUAGAACACAAAUGGAUACCUUGAAAACGUUGACGAAACCCGUGAGCACUGUGAAUGAGUGGAUUGUAAAGGAACUUUAGUUUAAGACUUCUAAGCGACACAUUUGGGCCGCACAGCCCACACAACAAGAACAUCAACAUCAACAUCAACAUCAACAAGAACAAGAACACCGACCCACUUCCCGACCCUCCAAGACACACCCGAUCGAACACAGACAGUUGCCAGAUCCAGGAGCAAAGGAUCCCAGGAUACAAGGCUACCCUGUACUGCUACGAUUUGUGUUUGUAAACCUUGGAUGGACGGAAGCGACACCAUCUGGGUGCAACAUCGAUGUGGUUGCUGCUGCUGUUUUGUCCUCCAGCCGCGGCUCCUCCCUCUUCUGCUCUGGUCCACCCGACUCGUGCACCCGUUCCGGUUCCCAAGUGAGAUGGCUACAUCCGUGUCCUGCCAAACAGGACGACGAUCAAACCAUCCAGUUGUGUGCAGCGUCCCAGCGUUGUGAGCGUGUGAUAAGACUACUGAUAGCGUUUAAGCUUGUGCGAUAUUCGAGAUAGGAAGACGCCUAUUUAAGUCAGUUUGUAAUCGAACGUAUUGUAUUAGUGUUUGUAAUAUUCAUUGCUAUACCUAGUUUGUAAUACAUCUAUGUUAUGUUGCUUGUUCGCAUAAGCAGACGAAACGGAUUUAUAAAAAGUACUUAAUUUACCAAAUAUUUUCUGACUCUGUAUAAAAACAAACGAAAAAUCUCAUACAAAAUGAAGCUGAUGAAUGAUACACCAUUAAAUAAAUGAAAACUCAA
Molecule: messenger RNA, 2321 nt
Organism: Drosophila mauritiana
Lineage: Eukaryota; Metazoa; Arthropoda; Insecta; Diptera; Drosophilidae
Gene: Vajk1
Product: proline-rich protein 4
Exons: 4
Coding region: 193-1269 (358 amino acids)
Source: RefSeq, a predicted model, not a curated record